Molecule: messenger RNA, 3754 nt
Organism: Triplophysa dalaica
Lineage: Eukaryota; Metazoa; Chordata; Actinopteri; Cypriniformes; Nemacheilidae
Gene: gpcpd1
Product: glycerophosphocholine phosphodiesterase 1
Exons: 20
Coding region: 832-2841 (669 amino acids)
Biological process (GO): glycerophospholipid catabolic process
Molecular function (GO): starch binding; glycerophosphocholine phosphodiesterase activity
Source: RefSeq, a predicted model, not a curated record
CCUAAUGUUCUACUCCGCUCUUCCUCAUUUUAUUAUCUCUCUACAAACAUUCGCAUUGUCGUAUCUCAGUUUACAAAACUUAUUUUUUAUUUCCACCAUCGGAAAAAACAGAAUAAUUCGAAAGCAAUUCUAAUCAUAAAGCUCGAUAAACAUGCCUCAACUUUUGUCGUGACAAAAUGGAUUCGUCUACGGUUACGGCGUCACGUUACAGCGGCGUCCAACGUCUUGCGAACAUGUCAACAUGGGCACGUCAACGCGCGUUUAGCGUUUGAAAAAUAUAAAGAUAGACUCUUAUCUUUUUAAACUCAGGUAAUGUUUCUGCUUGUGUUGUUGUUUUGUGUGUUUAUUGUAUCAGACGUGUUCAACAGCGAGUGUAUUCAUUAUACCGGCGUCACAUUACGUCGUUUCUUCUUCUCCUGCGUCUUAAAUGUUGUAAACUGCCUCACGAUACAACACUCAAUAUUAAGUAACAGCUGCAGUGAACUGAACGUUGCUUUCUAGCAAGGCGGGUCACGAGGGUUUAGAGUAUCUGGUUCACAGGGUCUGUCGUGUUGGGUGUUGUUGAACGUCACUGACAGUAACCGGCUACAGCCGGUUCAGACCGUGUUGAUUUCUCUUCCUCCCCUCAAUUGUUUCAUCAUGUGUGUUGAAACCGGCAGAUUCUCUUCACAUCGCUCGUAAUCUAAACAAUCUGACACGUUAUUCGCUUCUAUCCGGGUCGGUCGCUUAGUUUCCGUUUCUGACAAGAUUUAAUUAAAGUUUCUUGUGAGUUCUUUAUAAAGAAGAGCGUUUGAGUAUCACACAUCAGGUUCGUACUCCUCCGUGUCAGCCAUGGAGAGUGCUAAAGUCACUCUGACUGUGAGAGGGACCACAGAUUUGGGUGAGGUGAUCGCAGUGGUUGGCAGUUGUGAAACCCUGGGCAAGUGGUGUCAUCAAGAAGCUGUGACCUUGCAACCAACAGAGGAAGACGGCACCCUUUGGAGAACUACCGUUCUGGUUCCUAGAGGAGCUGAAACCAAAUAUCGAUAUUUCAAAGGCUUGUUUUUUGAAUCUAAGAACGCAGGUGGGCCAGGUGAAGUCAUAGUCAAUAGAUGGGAGACCCAUCAACAGCCACGCUCAUUGAGUCCCUCAGAGCCGGAAUAUGAUAUUGAUGACGGGCAUUUUGGAAUGCAAAAUGAUGCUGAAUGUUUGGACUCUGGAUGGUUGACGUGCCAAACUGAAAUUCGUCUCAGGCUGCAUUACUCCGUGAAACCUCCAGUAUCUAUCACUAAAAAGAAGUUCAAGAACUCUCGCUUCAGAUUGAAACUGAUGGUUGAAGGCAUUGAAGAGGAAGAGGAGGAGAGCCCUUUAACGACAUGUCAUAAGAUGACCACCACGUUGGAGAUCAGUAUGAUUAACAAUGAUGGAUACAAAUCUCGUCAUUCCCAGCCCGAAUGCGGAUACGCCCUGGAACCCUCACAGUGGACAGAGUACAGCAUUCACACCAUGGACCCCGACAACCUGGAACUCAUCUUUGAAUUCUUUGAGGAGGACCUGAGUGAGACCGUGGUUCAAGGUGAUUCCCUCCCAGGCCUCGUGGGCACCGCGUGUCUCUUGUCUUCCUCGUUCGUGGAGAAUGGCAAAGAUUUCAGUUUGGUCACCCUACCCAUCAUGAGCCGAAACUCCAGACAGACCAUUGGGAAAUUCAGAGUUGAUUACCUGGUGAUACGUCCAAUCCAGGGCCUGCAGUGUGAUAUGAGACAUUGUUUCAGCAAAUACUGGAAGAAAAGAAGCGCGUUAGAUGUUGGACAUAGAGGGGCAGGCAGCACACAUGCACAUAAACAUCACAAGAUCAGGGAAAACACCAUUGCCUCGUUUUUAAGUGCCGCUAGCCAUGGAGCCGCUUACGUCGAGUUUGACGUUCAUCUCUCCAAGGAUUUAAUUCCAAUUGUUUACCACGAUCUCACCUGCUGUAUUUCAACAAAGAAGAAAAAUGACAAGAAUUCAAUGGAAUUGUUUGAAGUUCCUGUAAAGGAUCUGACCUUUGACCAACUUCAGCUUCUUAAACUUGCCCAUAGAACUGCUUUGGUUAUUCAAGACCACAAAGACUUGCAAGACGAAGAAGAUUGUAUAGAUGAACACCAGCCUUUCCCUUCACUUUCUCAGAUAUUCCAGGCCGUUCCAGAACAUGUGGGAUUAAACAUUGAGCUAAAGUGGAUCACUCAGUUUAAGGACGGCACCUGGGAUGCCAAUCUCUCCACCUACUUCAACAUGAAUCAGUUCCUAGACAUCAUUCUCACAUGCGUGCUGCAGAACGCCGGAGACAGGAGGAUAAUCUUUUCCUGUUUCGAUCCUGAUAUUUGCACAAUGGUCAGGCAAAAGCAGAACAAAUAUCCCAUCCUGUUUCUGAGCCAGGGUGUGACCGACAUCUACCCCGAGAUAAUGGACAUCCGCUGUCGGAACACGAAGAUCGCCAUGAGCUUCGCUCAGAGCGAGAACAUUCUGGGAAUCAGCGCUCACACAGAUGAACUACUACAUCACAUGGAGUUUAUCAAAGAGGCUAAAUCCAAAGGGCUGGUGGUCUUCUGCUGGGGUGACGAUAACAACGACCACGGAAAUAGAAGGCAGUUGAGGGACCAGGGCAUCCACGGGCUUAUAUAUGACAGAAUCUGUGAGGAUAAGACCGAACAAUCUAACAUCUUUAAAGUAGAGGAAGAUACUUCUAUAAAGGAGGUCAUCUCAGAGGAGACGCGACAAUCAUGUGCCUGCUCCACCUACAGCAUUCCCUGCUCUUCCACACCUUGUGUGGGGAAAAGCCGGGAGACCAACGGAGAAUCAGACUCCGGCCUCAGUUCCUCAUGAGGAUCACUCGCCUCAUCCACUUCUAUGCGUGAAACUCAUGUCUUACCUUCCCACAAUGCAACAGAACCAAUGCACAUAUACACUCUGUCAUUUAGCUAAACUUUACUUGAAACUUAUUUUGAUGGCGGAGGACAGGUGUGUAGAGAAUGCUCAUGAGAAGAAUAUUAACACUAGCUUUCUCAAAAGCCGCAACAUUUGUUUGCUGCAUUUAGUCAGAUUGCUGUAUAUUUUAAUGCAAAAGUAGUAUAUGUAAUGUUCAAAUGAAAUUUCAUUUUAAAAAAAUGCAACCUUUAAAUAUGUAGACGUCUCAAGAACGUCCAUUUCUUCUCUUAUUCAUUUCUCUCUAUUUUAUCUGCGAAAUAACUAUCGACAGUAUACAAUGUAGUAUUUCAUGAACAACAAACGCAGGGGUAUUAAAAUGUAUGUACUGUGCUGAGGGCUGUUUUAUUCUUGGCAUUGUCACCUGUAGACAGUAGACACACUCCUGCUUUAAAGAAAUAUUUGUUGAUCAAAACCACUUCUGUCUACAGAUUAUAAAUGAAACGCUAAUUGUUUCAACAGAUCAACACUUCAUCAGUGCAAUUCUCAUACUGUAUUUACUUGUAUAUUGAUGUGUGAAUGAUUGUUUUUCUGUAAUCUCUUCAUGCAUGUAAAAACAAUCAGUGUGGUUGAAUGCGAUCACAAUAAUACUGCUGUUUUGACAGGCAGAUCAUGCAUAUUUGCUGUCAUGCGCCACACUGGACUUAAGCAACUGAACGAAUCCACACUCAUUAUAUAGGCAUCACUGUGCCAAAUUAGAACAAAACCAACUCUGAGAGCAAAAUAAACUGAUUCCAUGCCAUUAAAACUCUUUUUUUCCUAAAGUGUUUAACUCCUAUUGGAAGUCAAUGUAUUUAUUAAAUAUUUAAGGGUU